Molecule: messenger RNA, 2141 nt
Organism: Chinchilla lanigera (long-tailed chinchilla)
Lineage: Eukaryota; Metazoa; Chordata; Mammalia; Rodentia; Chinchillidae
Gene: Egfl6
Product: EGF-like-domain, multiple 6
Exons: 12
Coding region: 279-1940 (553 amino acids)
Cellular component (GO): membrane
Molecular function (GO): calcium ion binding
Source: RefSeq, a predicted model, not a curated record
UCGUGCUGGAUGGAGGCGGGUCCCAACCAGAUGUGCACGGCCUAGGGGCCCCGCCCUCUCGCUCUUGCUCCAGGCUGCUUCCCCGCGGAGGAGCGAACGCACCUCGCCAGGCACCCCAGCCUCUCACAGCCGCUGGAGCUAGGACUGCACCGCAAGUUGCAGACAAGCCGAGUCCCCGAGCGGCAGAGGAGAGAGGAGGCGGCGCUCACGGAGACCCACAUCCAGACAACCGCCUUGCCAGGGGGCGCAGAAGGAGGAGGGCGACGCUUGGCGCGAACAUGCCGCCGUCCUGGGGCCUCGCACUCCAGCUGCUGCUCCCCUGGGUGGCAGGUGGAUUAGGGAACGCGGCCAGUCCGAGGGAUCACGGGUUGUUGGCGUUGGCACGCCAGCCUGGGCUCUGUCUCUAUGGAGCGAAAUUGGCCUGCUGCUACGGCUGGAGAAGGAACAUCAAGGGAGUCUGUGAAGCCACCUGCGAUCCUGGGUGCAAGUUCGGCGAGUGUGUGGGCCCGAACAAGUGUAGAUGCUUUCCAGGAUAUACCGGGAAAAGCUGCAGCCAAGAUGUGAACGAGUGUGGAAUCAAACCCCGGCUGUGCCAGCACAGAUGUGUGAACACACACGGCAGCUACAAAUGCUUCUGUCUCAGUGGCCACACACUCAUGCCAGACGCGACUUGUGCCAACUCUCGGACCUGUGCCAGGACCAACUGCCAGUAUGGCUGUGAAGAUACAGAGGAAGGACCUCGAUGUCUGUGUCCAUCCUCAGGACUCCGUCUGGCCUCAAAUGGAAGGAUGUGCCUAGAUAUUGAUGAAUGUGCCUCUGGAAAAGCGGUCUGCCCCUUUAAUCGGAGAUGUGUGAACACAUUUGGAAGCUACUACUGCAAAUGUCACAUUGGCUUUGAACUGAAGUAUAGCGGUGGUCGAUAUGACUGCGUGGAUAUAAACGAAUGUGCUGUGAGUAUCCAUGCGUGCACCCCACAUGCCAACUGCCUCAAUACCCAAGGAUCCUUCAAGUGCAAAUGCAAGCAGGGAUACAAAGGCAGUGGAUUUCAGUGUUCUGUUAUCCCUGAAAAUUCUGUGAGAGAAGUCCUCAGAGCACCUGGGAUCAUCAAAGACAAGAUCAAGAAGUUGCUUGCUCACAAAAACAGCAUGAAAAAGAAGAUAAAAGUGAAAAAUGUCACCCCAGGACCCACUGGGACACGUGCCCCUAAGGCUACCUCAAAGCCCUUCAGCUCUAAAGAGAAUCUUCACAGGGAUGGGAACUCUCCUAGAGACAAAAAUUGGAAUAAAGAAAAAAUCAAAGGGCUUGAGGAAGAGAAAAGAGAAGAGAAAGCCCUGAAGAAUGACGUGGAACAGGAGCGAAGCCUCCGAGGAGAUGUGUUUUCCCCCAAGGUGAAUGAAGCAGGUAAUUUGAGUUUGGAUCUGGCCCAAAGAAAAGUGCUGAAUUCCAAGCUGGAAUACAAAGGUUUAAAUAUCUCAGCUGACUGCAGCUUUGAUCAUGGGGUCUGUGACUGGAAACAAGACAGAGAAGAUGAUUUUGACUGGAAUCCUGCUGAUCGAGAUAAUGCUGUUGGCUAUUAUAUGGCAGUUCCGGCCUUGGCAGGGCACAGGAAGGAUAUUGGUCGAUUGAAACUUCUCCUCCCAAACCUGCAGCCCCAAAGCAACUUCUGCUUGCUCUUUGAUUACCGGCUGGCGGGAGAGAAAGUAGGGAAACUUCGUGUGUUUGUGAAAAACAGUAACAACGUGCUGGCAUGGGAAGAGACCAAGAGUGAGGAUGAAAGGUGGAAGACGGGAAAAAUUCAGUUGUAUCAAGGGAUUGAUGCAACCAAAAGUAUCAUUUUUGAAGCAGAACGUGGCAAAGGCAAAACUGGAGAAAUUGCAGUGGACAGCGUCUUGCUCCUUUCAGACUCCUGUCCCAGUGGCCUUUUAACUGUGGCAGGUUGAACGUUACUGUUGUCUUUUGUAUCACAACAUUUGACUUUUUUUUUCUCAGUUCUCUAUUUUUUGAUGUUAUGUCAUAAGAGUCCCCAUUUUAGAAAUACAACUUGAACAUUGUAAUAUACCAAUAGGAGCAUUGUAAAAUGCCUCUCUUGUACCAGAUGUGCCAAUAUUUGCUUUAAAUAAAGUGCCACUGUGUCUUCUCUA